UUAUGCACAUACUACUUCCUCUCCUCGUUACCUUGUUCUCUAGUUUUACGGCUGUAUAUGCCUGUGGAUGCUAUGGUCCAUGUAGUCUGCCGCCAACGCUUCCAUGUCAAGGAGCUCCAGGAACAGUCAACGUAACAGCUUGUGUCUGCGACUGCUGUCCAGCGUGUAAUAGGUAUGGCUGAGAUGUCAUAGUGACAAGUGGCAAAACGAUCUUAUCCUAUCGCCACCACCGCCAAGCGUCCUCACUUUAGGGACUUCCAUCACAUCGGACCUACUCCGGGCAAAUUCUGGGAAUUUAAAUUACUUCAUAGGAGCAUGUAUACAGCCAGCUCUUCCCGUUGGAUUGAACCUGGCUCUUAACACCACUGCUGGAUUUGUGGCUCUAGAAGGAACACCAACCACAUCUUCUCCCCUCACUGAGUACACAAUCAUAGCCAAGGGGGGUGUAAAUUACAUUGGCAGAAUGACAGUCCAGUUUUCC
This is a messenger RNA of Umbelopsis ramanniana AG, 481 nucleotides long. RefSeq lists its product as uncharacterized. The transcript is spliced from 2 exons. The annotation marks the transcript as partial. The record is from RefSeq and is a predicted model, not a curated record. Lineage: Eukaryota; Fungi; Mucoromycota; Umbelopsidomycetes; Umbelopsidales; Umbelopsidaceae.